AUGAUUAAAUUUCAGGGUUCCUUGGAGAUAACGCAGAGCACAGAAGAUGAUCCUCUACUCGAUGCACCACUUCUUCCACCUCAUGCGUUGCAUUCCCAAUUGAGACCGAGAUUCCAUGCUAUUCCUACAGUCUUGGUUGCCAAUUUUCUGUUGCUUAUACAUGUUGCUUUUGUUGUCUUAGUAUUUUUAGCAGGUAUAUAUUGUUCUUAUGUAAACCCAAAUGAGGAUGAAUGCCCUGGAAACUACACAAACCCAUUUAAGGUGCAAAGUGUCAUAAUCAUUGCGAAGGUAAUUCUGUGGAUUCUGCAUGUUGUCUUUGAACGAUAUGUUCAGCAUCAUCACGGUAAAGUCAGAUGCAGAGGAUACCUCCUGAUCUACCGAUCAACAAGACAUCUUAAAAGGCUGCCGCUCCUUAUACAUUCUAUAGGAAAUGCAGCCCUGCUUCUGAUACUGUCAGCUCAGCAUUCCUUUCCUAACUACAGUAAAAAGUAUCUCUACCUUAUCCUUGGAGUCUUGUGUCUGGAGCUGAUUUGUUCUUUGACGUGCAUAGUCGUUUACACAGUGAAAAUAAGCAAUUUCAACAAGGCAAGGCCAAGGCCUGAUAUAAUUGAAGAAGAAAAGAUGUAUGCUUACCCCAGUCGCAUUACCUCGGAGAUUGGAUUCAGGGAAAGCUCAAGUUUGGAAGAAAUAGUUGAAAAGCAAGGAGAUGUGAUAGACUAUCUCCAACGACACAAUGCGCUGCUCAGCAAGAGACUACUAGCACUAACAUCACAGCAAAUCAGAGGUUAGAAAUAUCCAGGAAGCUGCUGCU
Messenger RNA from Emys orbicularis (European pond turtle), 811 nucleotides. It is a transcript of the gene TMEM192, whose product is annotated as transmembrane protein 192. The coding region runs from base 1 to 789 and encodes 262 amino acids. The transcript is spliced from 5 exons. Lineage: Eukaryota; Metazoa; Chordata; Testudines; Emydidae. The record is from RefSeq and is a predicted model, not a curated record. Gene Ontology annotation, cellular component: lysosomal membrane; late endosome.